This is a messenger RNA of Astrephomene gubernaculifera, 2321 nucleotides long. The record is from the annotation of a GenBank genome assembly. Lineage: Eukaryota; Viridiplantae; Chlorophyta; Chlorophyceae; Chlamydomonadales; Astrephomenaceae.
AAGCAUUCUUUGACAAAUGGGAGCUGAGCAGAGCGUACCUGCUGGAGUUGAGGUACAGCCGGCCACAGCUCCUGCCCAGUCCGAAGUCGGUGCUGGCAAUGGGGCCAACGCAACGCAGCAGGCAACCUCCAAUCCAUCAGCUCUAGUUCUGAUUGGCCCGUCGGGCGUUGGUAAAGGAACUUUGGCGAAGCGGCUUACUCAAGACUCUGAGCAAUAUGGCUUCAGCGUGAGCCAUACAACGCGUUCUCCUCGGCCGAACGAGCAGCAUGGCGUGCAUUAUUUCUUCACCACGAAAGAACAAUUUGCCAAGGACGUUGGUGAGGGCAAGUUUUUGGAAUACGCGGAGGUACAUGGUAACAUGUACGGCACUAGCAUUAGCGCAGUACAGUCUGUGCUCGAGUCCGGCCGCGUCUGCAUCCUGGACAUUGACGUUCAGGGUGCCCGUGCUAUGCGGAGGAGCGGGUUAAAGGGCAUUUACGUAUUUAUUGCGCCACCAUCUCUAGAAGACUUGGCGAACCGGCUAGCAGGGCGGGGCACUGAAAGCGUCGAGCAGAUCACUCGGCGCCUAAACAAUGCCAAGAUGGAAAUCGAAAGCAUCAACGAGAAGGGCUUGUACGACUACUUGCUCAUUAACGAUGACCUUGAGGAGGCCGUCAAGCGCCUGAAGGCCAUUGCUGAGCGCGCUGCGGCAGGGCUGGAACCCGAGCCUGGCAUGGUGCCCGAGAGGGUCGUGCUCGAAGACGCCCCUUUACCUGACAUCCAGGCUUUGACGGAGCAGCAAGCAGCAGCAAGCGACACGGUUCCCGCCCCACCCCAGGAGCUGCCGACGGAGCCCGCCCCUGAGGAGCCCGCCCCAGAGGCCGCUCCUGCUCAGGAUGCACCUGCUCCUCAGGAGCCACCAGCAGCGCCUUCCAUGCCGGCUGCAGUUGCCGCCCCGCAGGCUCCGGUGGCUGACGGGCCUGCCACGUCAGCAGCAGCAGCGCCGCCGCCGCCUCAGCAGCAGCAGCAGCCACAAGGGCAGCUCCCUAUGGACGGAGUCCCGCCGGGCUUUGAGAAGUGGCACGGCAAGGUUGCGCUGGUGACGGGCGCGUCCUCUGGCAUCGGCUGGGCGACGUGUGAGGCAUUGGCGCUUGCGGGCAUGCGUGUGGUGGCUGUGGCUCGGCGCAAGGACCGUCUGGAGGAGCUGCAGCGGCACAUGCACGCGCUGGGGAUCCCGCUGGUGAACUUCCUGCCGGUGGUGUGCGACAUCACCAAGGAGGCGGAGGUGGCGACGCUGCCCAAGAUUGUGGCCAAGCGCUGGCCGGAGUGCGGAGUGGAUGUGCUGGUUAACAACGCUGGCAUGAGCCGCAACGACGCCUCACUCUUUGACGGCAACAUCGGCAGCUGGGUUGAGAUGCUGAGCACCAACGUGCUGGGCACCUGCAUGAUGACGCGCGCUGUCGUACAGGACAUGAGGCGUCGCAACAGCUACGGCCACAUCAUCAACAUGAUUGGCCUCAGCGGCCACCGCAUCCCGGACGGGCCGCAGGGCGGCGGCUUCUACUGCGCCACCAAGGCAGCCGUCAAGACGAUCACGGAGGGCCUGCGACAGGAGGCUCGCGGUGAGCGCCUGCCGCUGCGUGUGUCCGGCAUCUCCCCGGGCAUCGUGGAGACGGAGUUCUUUGCCGUACGGGCGUUUGGCGACCCGGAGGCGGCGCGCAAGGCCACCUCCCAGUUCAAGUGCUUGCAGCCGGUGGAUGUGGCGGAUGCGGUGAUGUGGUGCCUGAGCUGCCCCGAGCACAUGGAGGUGAACGACAUCGUGGUGCGCCCCACCGAGCAGCUGAUCUGAGGGGUGGGAUUGGAGGAAAGCCGUGGCGCAUGGGAGACCCGUGGGUCGGGAGGGGUGAAGGCGGUGAUGAAGCUGUCCUUUGUGGGUCAUGUGGGUCGAAGGUGCGUACGCUCCGUCCCAUGAAAUUAAUAGUGUUCGGCAAGCGGUGCAUGGCGUGCAUGGGUGUAUGGGUGGUAUUGGGCACAGUAGGGUGCACGGUGUAUGAGGGAGCAAAUGCAUUUCUGCGCUGGAUUACGUUGCGUGUUUUACUAAAAUGUUAGGGGUUUGGGGAGGAGGGGCGCGAAGCCCAACUGGUACCCUGUAUUAGCUAACGACAUCUGCAAAGACGUCUUGCCCUGGUGCAGUGCAGGUGCCCUACCGCGUACUGCAGACCUGUACAUCUUUGCAUAGUUCUGCCUUGAGGUUCUGUACUCACUGUAUCCUGGGACAACAAAAUAAUGCAGAAACACGACAGAACGGCGGAAUGGCCGGCAUCUGUAAUGAUGCAUUAUCA